Molecule: messenger RNA, 3645 nt
Organism: Gracilinanus agilis (Agile Gracile Mouse Opossum)
Lineage: Eukaryota; Metazoa; Chordata; Mammalia; Didelphimorphia; Didelphidae
Gene: MSH3
Product: mutS homolog 3
Exons: 28
Biological process (GO): somatic recombination of immunoglobulin gene segments; mitotic recombination; mismatch repair
Cellular component (GO): nucleus
Molecular function (GO): mismatched DNA binding; ATP-dependent DNA damage sensor activity; ATP binding
Source: RefSeq, a predicted model, not a curated record
AUGUCGCGGCGGAAGCCGCUCACCGGUGGUUCGGAUACCCGUAUGCCGGCCCCAGCCGCGGCCAGGCAGGCAGUGUUGAGUCGAUUCUUUAAGCCAGCGGGACACCUGAAGUCCUGCUCCCUAACGGGAACAACUGGGAGCCCCAGCAGUGACUCUGCAGCGCUCCCGGAGCAGCAACAGCCACCGACCUCUGAAGUUAAUGGAUGUAAGAAGAGAACCCUGGAAUAUGAUGAACCUGUUAAGAAGAGAGCAAAACAAGCUAAUGGAAAUGAAGAAGAAAAUGAUGCUGGAAAGAUUGGGAAUUGGGAGCCACAGAAAUGUCUGAGGCCUAAAAUGGUUUUAAAGUCUCUGGAAAAAUUAAGAGAAUUCUGCUGUGAUUCUGAGCUUCCUUAUAUUAGAGCUCCAACUGAAUCACCACAAAGGAGACUGGCGAUUUUGCCAAAAUGUACUGAUUUUGAAGACAUCAGCAUACAUGCAAAGCAUACUGUACCCUCUGAAGAUUCCAGUUCUCGAAUGAGUCAGAAGGGAGGAUCACUCCUUGGAUUUGCUCAUUUUAUAUCAUCACAUAAAAGUCAUGAAAGCGUACAGAGUACCUCUGAGCCGAAACUUCCUAACAGAAGAACCAAAAGCAUUUAUACUCCAUUAGAACUACAGUACCUAGAAAUGAAGGAGCAACAUAAAGAUGCCAUCUUGUGUAUUGAAUGUGGAUACAAAUAUAGGUUCUUUGGAGAAGAUGCAGAGAUUGCAGCUCAAGAACUCAACAUAUACUGCCAUUUAGAUCACAACUUUAUGACAGCAAGUAUUCCCACUCACAGACUUUUUGUUCAUGUACGCCGCCUUGUGGCAAAAGGACAUAAGGUGGGAGUAGUCAAGCAAACUGAAACUGCAGCCUUGAAGGCUAUUGGAGAGAAUAAAAGUUCUCUGUUUACCAGAAAAUUGACUGCUCUUUAUACCAAAUCUACACUUAUUGGAGAAGAUGUGAAUCCUUUGAUCAAACUAGAUGACCCUGUACAUGUUGAAGAAAUAGCAAGUGAUACAUCUAACAAUUACCUCCUGUGUAUUUGUGAAAAUAAAGAAAAUAUUAAAGAUAAACAAAAGGGGAAUGUUACAAUUGGCAUUGUGGGAGUACAGCCUGCUACUGGUGAAGUUAUUUUUGAUAGUUUCCAGGACUCAAUAUCCCGUUCAGAAUUAGAGACCCGCAUUUUAAGAUUGCAGCCUGUGGAACUUCUGCUCCCAUCUGAGAUGUCUGAUCACACUGAGAGGUUCAUCAAGAGUGUAACUUCUGUCAGUGUACGGGAUGACAGAAUUAGAAUAGAAAGGAUGGAUAAUCUUUAUUUUGAAUACUCUCAUGCUUUCCAGCAAAUCACUGAGUUUUAUGCAGAAGUACUUGAUAUCAAAGCUUCCCAGAGUCUUUCUGGAAUCUUAAAUUUGGAUAAACUCGUGAUUAGCUCUUUGGCAGCAAUUAUUAGAUACCUUAAGGAAUUUAAUUUGGAGAAAAUGCUCUACAAUCCUAGAAAUUUUAAAAAGUUUUCAAGUGAAAUGGAAUUUAUGACAAUUAAUGGAACAGCACUGAAGAAUCUGGAGAUCUUACAGAAUCAGACUGACAUUCUGACAGAAGGGCCUAGUGUGCUAUGGCAGCUAGAUGAGACCAGGUGAGAUGAAGGCAGAAGAAAAGUUAAGAAAAUCCCAUCAUUUUGGCUUUAGAGGACUUUGAUGAAACUGCUGGAAAUAAAUGCUCGACUUGAUGCAGUGUCCGAGAUUCUUCUUUCUGAGUCCAGUGUAUUGGGUCACGUACAAAAUCAUCUGUGCAAAUUACCUGAUCUAGAGAGAGGACUCUGUAGCAUUUAUCACAAAAAGUGUUCCACCCAAGAGUUCUUCUUAAUUGUUAAAGCCCUCUGUCAUCUGAAGAUAGAAAUUCAAGCAUUAAUUCCAGCUAUCAAUUCCCAAGUUAAAUCAGACUUGCUCAAGAAAUUCCUUCUGGAAAUUCCUGAACUUCUCAAUCCAGUGGAGCAUUAUUUCAAUAUACUCAAUGAACAAGCCGCCAAAAUUGGAGAUAAAACCGAGUUAUUCAAGGACCUCUCAGAUUUCCCUUCAAUAAGUAAGAGAAAGGAGGAAAUACAAAUGGUUACUGCAAAAGUCAAUCUACAUUUGCAAGAAAUACGAAGAGUACUAAAAAAUCCUUCAAUACAUUACAAAACAGUGUUGGGACAGGAGUUUCUGAUAGAAGUAAAGAACUCUCUCACAUCUUCUAUACCAUCUGAUUGGGUUAAGAUCGGAAGCACAAAAGCUGUCAGCCGCUUUCACUCUCCUUUUAUUGUAGAAAAUUACCGACAUCUGAAUCAGCUCCGGGAGCAGCUAGUCCUUGACUGCAACACUGAAUGGCUAAAUUUUUUAGAUCAUUUCAGCGAACACUAUCACUCUUUGUGUAAAGCAGUUCAUCACUUAGCAACCAUCGACUGCAUUUUCUCACUGGCCAAGGUCGCUAAGCAAGGAGAUUAUUGCAGACCAAUUUUGCAAGAAGAGAGAAAAAUAGUGAUAAAAAAUGGUCGACAUCCUGUGAUUGAUAUGUUAUUGGGAGAGCAGGAUCAAUAUGUUCCCAAUAGCACAUAUUUGUCAGGGGAUUCUGAGAGAGUAAUGAUAAUUACUGGACCAAACAUGGGUGGAAAGAGCUCCUACAUAAAACAAGUUGCAUUGAUUACCAUCAUGGCACAAAUUGGUUCCUAUGUUCCUGCAGAAGAAGCUACAAUUGGGAUUGUGGAUGGUAUUUUCACAAGGAUGGGAGCUGCAGAUAACAUAUACAAAGGACAGAGUACCUUUAUGGAAGAAUUGACAGACACAGCAGAGAUCAUAAGAAAAGCAACGUCACAAUCCCUAGUGAUCUUGGAUGAAUUGGGAAGAGGGACAAGCACCCAUGAUGGAAUUGCCAUUGCUUAUGCUACCUUAGAGCACUUUAUUCGAGAUGUACAGUCAUUGACCCUGUUUGUCACACAUUAUCCUCCUGUGUGUGAAUUAGAAAAAAUAUAUUCACGAUGGGUAGGGAACUACCACAUGGGAUUCCUUGUUAAUGAAGAAGAAAGUACACAGGAACCAGGUCAGGAGGAUGAGGAAAUCCCCGACUUUGUUACUUUUCUUUAUCAAAUAACCAGAGGAGUUGCUUCAAGGAGCUAUGGACUAAAUGUAGCCAAACUAGCAGAUGUCCCUGGAGAAAUCUUAAAGAAAGCAGCUUACAAAUCAAAGGAACUUGAGAGAUUAGUCAAUGUGAAAAGGAAAAGACUGAAAUCUUUUGCAAAACUGUGGAAUGCAGCUGAUGCUACGGAAUUACAAGAAUGGACAAGCAUGGUUGAAAUUGAAUGAACAUCAGCCUCUUUUUGCUGUCUGAAAUGGAGAAUAACAUCACUGAAAAUACAGUUCAUUCAGACUGUUUUAAGACUAGUGAAAAAAGCCACAAAAUUAUGUUCAAUGUGGUUUUUUUAGUUCAAAUGGAGAUAAGUUUUAUGCAGACAGUCUUCUGCCAGGUUCUCAGCUCUUGGUCUUUUAAAUAAAAAUAGAAGCCAUAAUUUUGAUUAUGAAAGACAUUGGCUAUGCAACUAGACAACUGAUUGGCUCAGAAAUUUCUGCAGAAAAAAAUUACUAUAUACAUUAAUA